AAAAAAAUAAAAACCCUACCCUUGCAUUCCUUACCAGAAUAAUAAUAAUUAUUAAAAAUAAUAGAUAAACACCUCUUUCAAUCUCCCCUCUUUUCUUCUCUCUGCGUUUCGCCCCUCUUUCUCUCUUAGUAACAGUCGUUUAAGGUCCAAAAGAAUAUAAAAAAUAAAGAAACUUUAAAAAACGGCGAUCACCAAGAUCCUGAUCCUGUUUUAAGGCCUGUUUUCGGUUGCUACUUUGAGAUAAAAUCAUGGGAUUUCUCCAUAAGCUCUGGGACGAAACGCUCGCAGGGCCUGCGCCCGAUACAGGGCUCGGCAAACUGCGUAAGUAUGAUUCUUUCUCUGCUGCCACACCAAGAUCUGCUCCGGCUGUCAUUCCUCAUGAGGAGAUGGUUAUCACUCGAAGCAUUACUAUUCUUAGGACUAAUUCUAAUUUAAAGAACUUUUCUCUCGAUCCUGGUUCGACUCCUGACUCGCCUGCUGCCUGUAGCACUCCUGGAACCCCUUUGUCCCCUGGGACACCACGCUGGGAAUUCAAGAAACUGACGAGGAGAAAAUCAUCUGCAGAUGCACUAGAUCGCUCUGAGCCUAGAAGUCUGACAACUUACGAUUGGUUCUCUUUUUUUAUAUUUUAUUUUUUUUCUUAUAAUAGCAUUAAUGCCCCUGUCCCUCCAAUGCUUAAUUCUAUAGCAUAGUUUAUGGCUUUGGAUUAAAAUACUAAUUACAUGCGUGUUCUUGCAGGAUUGUGAUAAGUGCUUACUUGGAUUGUUGAGAUAGCAAAUUAAAGUGAUGAUUUUGGUUGAAGAAUCGGCAACAGUUAUUAUCAUAGUCUUGUACAUAUAGAGAUCGAUGAUCAACUUUCUGAUCAUAUCUUGUAUGCUUCUUCAUAUGCAUAAAAAUAUGAUCACAAACAACUAUAAAUAUUAAUAGCUAAAAUAAGAGUGGUUCGAUGGAUUGAAUAAUCGCACAGACGGAACCAGCUGCCGCUUCCAGUAGAUUUACGAGAGAGGAAUGAAGUAGAAAAACAGGCUUUGCUUUGGUAUUGAGAGCUGUUUUCAGCUUUUAUAUAUAUAUAUAUAUAUAUAUAUAUUGGGGUGUUUGUUUUUCUUUUCUUGUAAAUACGGUGUUUUCUUUUUUGUGAAUUUUUAUUCUGGUUUUGUUGUUAAUGUACAUAUAUAUAUAUAUAUAUAAUUAAGAAUUAUGCA
Hevea brasiliensis (rubber tree) is the source of this 1202-nucleotide messenger RNA. RefSeq names its product dormancy-associated protein homolog 4. Bases 249 to 692 code for a protein of 147 amino acids. The record is from RefSeq and is a predicted model, not a curated record. Lineage: Eukaryota; Viridiplantae; Streptophyta; Magnoliopsida; Malpighiales; Euphorbiaceae. The transcript is spliced from 2 exons.